GAUAGGGGCUCUCAGAGAUCAACUUCUAGCCAUCGCUUAUUCUCAUUUCCUGGUUUCCUCCCAAUUUAGCAAUUCGAUUUUUAUCCGGGCGAGCAGAGGUUUGCAAUCGGAAUUCGGAACGAGGAGGGGAUGGGAAAGCAACCGGUGAAGUUGAAGGCCGUGAUCUAUACCCUAUCGCCUUUCCAACAGAAGGUGAUGACUGGGCUUUGGAAGGAUUUACCUACCAAAAUUCACCACAAGAUCUCCGAGAAUUGGAUCAGCGCCACUCUCUUGCUAGGUCCUCUCGUUGGCACCUACUCGUAUGUUCAGCACUACCAGGAGAAAGAGAAGUUGGCUCACAGGUAUUGAGAUCAAGCGCGACAGCAUGAAUUUAUUUGGAUAAUCAUUUAUUGUGGUGAAAAGACAUUUGCCCAAUUUUUGUUCAGCCGGCGAAUAAUAUGAUAUGAGUUGAUUGUUGUCUGCAUUUUGAUGCAAUAUCAAUUUUAUGACUUUGAGCUCUUUUUAGCUUUGACAGACCUUACCAACUAGUGAGAUUGGUGACACGGGGGCCUUUUAAGUAAUACUUCCUUCUUCUUUU
Messenger RNA from Neltuma alba, 577 nucleotides. RefSeq names its product cytochrome b-c1 complex subunit 8. Bases 130 to 348 code for a protein of 72 amino acids. The transcript has 2 exons. NCBI's taxonomy places the organism in Eukaryota, Viridiplantae, Streptophyta, Magnoliopsida, Fabales, Fabaceae. Gene Ontology annotation, cellular component: respiratory chain complex III. The record is from RefSeq and is a predicted model, not a curated record. Gene Ontology annotation, biological process: mitochondrial electron transport, ubiquinol to cytochrome c.